Messenger RNA from Artibeus jamaicensis (Jamaican fruit-eating bat), 1721 nucleotides. It is a transcript of the gene FBLL1, whose product is annotated as fibrillarin like 1. The record is from RefSeq and is a predicted model, not a curated record. NCBI's taxonomy places the organism in Eukaryota, Metazoa, Chordata, Mammalia, Chiroptera, Phyllostomidae. The transcript has a single exon. Gene Ontology annotation, cellular component: box C/D methylation guide snoRNP complex; nucleolus; small-subunit processome. Gene Ontology annotation, molecular function: histone H2AQ104 methyltransferase activity; rRNA methyltransferase activity; RNA binding. Gene Ontology annotation, biological process: box C/D sno(s)RNA 3'-end processing; rRNA methylation. Bases 198 to 1223 code for a protein of 341 amino acids.
GGGUGCGGGGACUGCGGCAGAGCUGGUUGGGGCUGCGGCCGAGCUGGUUGCGACCGCGGCCCACAGCCUCCCACGUUGCCGCGGCACACUCCGCGGCAAGCGGUGCACAGGGCCACCAGCCUUCGUCCCGCGCCAAGACCACCACCUGGAGCCACCAGCCACCGCUGAAAACCGGUGCCGGGCGUCCAGGGCGCACCAUGAAGUCUGCGGUUAGCUCACGAGGGGGCGGCUCCGGGGGCCGCUCUGGCGGCGGCUGGGGCGGCGGCUGGGGCAGCGGCUGGGGCAGCAGCAGCAGCUGGGGCGGUGGGCGAAGUGGCGGCAAAGGAGGCGGCGGCGAUGGCGGUGGCUCUGGCGGCAAGGGCGGCUUCGGGGGACGGACGCGCGGUUCCGGCGGUGGCCGCGGCCGGGGACGCAGCGGCGGCGGCGAGGGCAGGGACCGCGGCGGCGGCGGGCGGCGGCGCGGCGGCGGGGCCAGGGGCAAGAACCGCCGCAAGAAGGGCAUCAAGACGGUGUCGGUGGAGCCCCAUCGACAUGAAGGCGUCUUCAUCUACCGCGGGGCGGAGGACGCGCUGGUCACGCUGAACAUGGUGCCCGGCUACUCGGUGUACGGCGAGCGGCGCGUCACCAUCACUGAGGGUGGCGUGAAGCAGGAGUACCGCACCUGGAACCCGUUCCGUUCCAAGCUGGCCGCGGCCAUCCUGGGCGGGGUCGACCAGAUCCACAUCAAGCCCAAGUCCAGAGUGCUGUACCUGGGCGCCGCCUCGGGAACCACGGUGUCCCACGUCUCUGACAUCGUCGGCCCCGAAGGCUUGGUCUACGCGGUGGAGUUCUCCCAUCGCGCCGGGCGCGACCUGGUCAACGUGGCCAACAAGCGCACCAACAUCAUUCCGGUCCUGGAAGAUGCCCGGCACCCGCUCAAGUACCGCAUGCUCGUGGGCAUGGUGGAUGUGAUCUUCGCGGAUGUGGCCCAACCCGACCAGUCCCGCAUCUUGGCUCUGAACGCCCACACCUUCCUGCGCAAUGGGGGCCACUUUCUCAUCUCCAUCAAGGCCAACUGCAUCGAUUCCACUGCGUCUGCCGAGGCGGUGUUUGCAUCUGAGGUGAGGAAGUUGCAGCAGGAAAAUUUAAAGCCUCAAGAGCAGCUGACCCUGGAGCCCUAUGAGAGGGACCACGCUGUGGUCAUCGGGGUCUACCGGCCGCUUCCCAAGAGCAGCAGCAAGUAGCACCCUGCUGGAGCUGCCCCAGAGACCUCCGCACACCUCCGCCUUCAGUGUUUCUGUGUCCGCGUGGGGCCGGCCUGAGACCUCCGCACACCUCCGCCUUCAGUGUUAUUGUGUCCGCGUGGGGCCGUCCUGAGACCUCCGCACACCUCCGCCUUCAGUGUUACUGUGUCCGCGUGGGGCCGUCCUGAGACCUCCGCACACCUCCGCCUUCAGUGUUUCUGUGUCCGCGUGGGGCCGUCCUGAGACCUGCGCCAGACUGCUGCCUUCAGUGUUACUGUGUCCUCGUGGGGCCGUCCUGAGACCUGCGCCACACCGCUGCCUUCAGUGUUACUGUGUACUUGUGGGGUUCUCCCUGAAAUUUCCUCCAGACUGCUGCCUUCAGUGUUACUCUGUGCGUGUGGGGCCGUCCUGAGACUGCUGCCUUCAGUGUUACAGUGAAUGUGUUUCCUCUGUGUUGUUUUCCUUUCUUUGGUUUUGCUAUUAAAUGGCUUAAAGAAA